CUCCGAGAGAGUUGCCUCCACCGAUCCGCGGAUCGCGUCGAUCGUUUUUUUUCUGGCGGCGCCUCAACUCAUAAUUCCCAGCAGAAAAUAACAAAAAGUAAAAAUAGAGACCAUUCAACGCUUAUGGAAAUCUAAUUGAAAUGUUUACGGCUUAGCGGGCUACAGAAAAGAUAUACAGAAAUACUUGUGCAAAGGCGAAUAUAUAUUUUAAUGGCCUCCGGGAAGUGCAUGCAAAUGUGGUUGGUUAUUUGUUGACUCGCGGAAUAUCCAAUAGAUACCAAAAAAAAAAAUACAAGUGGCAAAAAUACAAGUGGCGUGUGUGUGCAGUGCGAGUGCGAUUGUGUGUCUAUAUGGUCUAUACGAAAUAUGCAGACAUCGGUGUAGCCAGCAGAUCGACAUUGUAAUAUCAUGGAGCUGAGCAACUUUUCGAGCGGCAAGAAGAUGUCACGCGAGGAGCGACGCUACUCGGUGCCCCACGGUCCCAAUACUCCGCUGCCACCGGCGGCAUCCGAAGAUCUGCACGCCUGGUCCAUCUACAGGCAAAACCUGAACUCUGACUUCACCGAUUCGGCUCUGGGCUCGUCGGACAAAUCACCGCUGCCAUAUGGAAACUUCCAGCUACGCGAUACCACAGUUCAAUCAAUCUUAAACCAUCCGCGCUACGGACCCAAAUCUCCCUUGGGCUCAAAUAUGUACACAUACUUGAAGUUCGGACUGCCGCGUGUUUUCCCGCCCAAUGCCGGAUCGCAGCGCUCGCAUCGUCCUGGUCCGGGACCGGGAUCGGGACCAGGUCACGGGGGCUCCAGUGCCCUCGGAGGAGUGCGUGGCCGGGUGAACCGCGCCUUCCGCGACAGCUCGGGGGCACCCGCGGGCGCCGGGAGCAGUGGCUACGACAGCAGCGACAACGAGACAACCCGCAGCAGGGUGCCGCCCAAUCUGCGCAAGUAUCGCAGCGAGUCCGACUUCCGUGCCAUCGGCGGCAUGCCGCACUCGCGUCCAGAGUCGCGUGCCCAGAUGGGAGGAGGAGGAGGCGGAGGAGUUCCGGCUGCUGCACUGCGUCAGGCCAACAGCCGGGCCAGCAUUGCGGUGGGCCAGCACCACCACCAGAUGCAGCAGCACCAGCAGCAGUACAUGGGCAACGGGAAGCACUACGGGCACAGGUCGCACAGCGAGGCGGAUCUCCUGGGGGCAGGGAUGAGCCAGGUGGAUGGUGGUGGUGGCCUGGGCUACGACUACAACGAGGCCCGGCUGUACGGCAGCUCCAGGCAGUACGGGAACGGAAACGGAAAUGGUCACAACCCAGGCAGCCGAAAGCAGUCGGGCAUGGGCCUGAUCUACCCGAACAUCCAGGUGCACUGCCUCGACGUGAAUCCCUGCCUGCGCGGCGUGUCCAUGCAGGCCAAGGCCGGGGAUCUGUUCGCCAUCAUGGCCACCUCGCAGCGGGAGGGCAGCGCCCUCUCCGAGUGCUUGGCGGGAUUGACGGAGCGCCUGGGCGGUGAGAUUCUCAUCAAUGGCCAGCAGGUGAGUCGCCGCGGUCUGCGGGAGCUAUGCAGCUAUGUGCCGGCGCUGGAGGUCUCCUCCCUGGAUCCCCGGAUGAGUGUCCAGUGCACGCUGAACUUCCACGCCGCGCUAAGAGGUCCUCUGGAUCGCAGCGAUCUGGAGGAGCGCAUGGAUGUGCUGAUCGAGGAUCUGGGCCUGAACACGGUGCGUGCCUCCAAUGUGUCCACUUUGACGCACUCGGAGAAGCAGCGUUUGAGCGUGGCCUGCCAGCUGCUGGCGCAGUCCUCGCUGCUCAUCCUCGACCAGGUGACCAGCAACAUGGACAUCUUCGACACCUUCUUCCUGGUGGAGUACCUGCGUCAGUGGUGCAGCGGCGGGCGCAUCGUGAUCAUGACACUCCAGCCGCCCACCUUCGAGAUCCUGUCCAUGUGCUCCGGGGUCCUGCUGCUCUCCGGCGGCAGGACCGUCUUCUCCGGCAGUCGAGCUGAUUUGCCGCGACACAUGGGUCAGCUGGGAUAUCCGUGUCCGCCGUUCAAGAACCCAGCGGAUUACUACUUGGACUUGGUCACCCUGGAUGACCUUUCGGCGGCCGCCAUGCUGGAGUCCUCGGCCCGCAUUGAAUCCCUGGCCAAUGCCUGGGAUCAAAUCAACUCGGAGCCCCCACUGGCCGCCCCGCCCGCCUCGCUGCCCAACUUCACCCUGAAGGCGGGCUUCUUUGGCCAGAUCAGCGCCCUGAUCAAGAGAUUCGCCGGCUACAAGCAGCCGGGAUCGCUGCUCACCUGGAUCAGCAAGCUCAUCGCUGCCGCCGUCCUGUCCCUCUGCAUCGGCUGCAUCUUCUGGGAUGUGCCCGCCUCCGAUCCGCAGCUGAGCUACCACGACCGCCUGGGCUACCAUCACUGCGUCAUGGUGCUGGUCUACUGGCCACUGGUCAUGCUGACCAUCAGGGACACGCAGGAGGAUCGCCGCCAUGCGGAGCGCGACAUCCGCCUGGGACUCUACACGCGCAGUCUCUACAUCAUUGUGCAGAGUCUUUUGGGCCUAUUUCCUAGCCUGUGCAUCUGGUUGGCUUAUUUGCUGCCAGCCCACAGCAUGGCGGGACUAUACACCUACUCAAACAGCAGCGAUACGGGCAUUUACCUGUACAUGGGCUACAUGCUCCUCUACUUGACGCUCAUCCAGACACUGGCCCUGUUCUGUGCCCACCUGCUGCCCUGCAAGGUCUCGGCGAGCAUUGUCAACGGGCUGAUCAGCCUGGCAGUGGCUGCCGUGGGUGGCUACCUGGUGCAUCCCCAGAACCUGGCCGAGUUCUGGUCCUGGCUGCAGUUCGUCUCGCCGGAACGAUGGCUCCUGCCUGUUCUGGUGCAGGAUGAGUACAGUGCAGAGACCUUGUCCAACUCCGCCGGACUGCAGUUGUGCCGCAACAAGCAGGUGCAGCACCAGGAAAUUAUUGUGCAGCAGCCCUGCCCGCCGCCCAACGGCACCCAAGUGCUAGUCGACUUCGAGCUGCUGCCCCAGCAGCACGUGCUGGAUCCCACGGCCAGCUAUGACCAGACAACCUCGGUGGCCCUGGUCCUGGGCUCGGUGCUCGUCUUCUUCGUCACCUUCAUCGCCUUCUUGUGCAAUUGUCGCGGCGCCUGUCGGAGGCAGCGUAGCCGAUAG
Molecule: messenger RNA, 3159 nt
Organism: Drosophila takahashii
Lineage: Eukaryota; Metazoa; Arthropoda; Insecta; Diptera; Drosophilidae
Product: ATP-binding cassette sub-family G member 8
Biological process (GO): transmembrane transport
Cellular component (GO): plasma membrane
Molecular function (GO): ABC-type transporter activity; ATP hydrolysis activity; ATP binding
Source: RefSeq, a predicted model, not a curated record